Molecule: messenger RNA, 1345 nt
Organism: Hydractinia symbiolongicarpus
Lineage: Eukaryota; Metazoa; Cnidaria; Hydrozoa; Anthoathecata; Hydractiniidae
Product: eukaryotic translation initiation factor 4 gamma 3-like
Exons: 7
Coding region: 294-1103 (269 amino acids)
Cellular component (GO): eukaryotic translation initiation factor 4F complex
Molecular function (GO): protein binding; mRNA binding; translation initiation factor activity
Source: RefSeq, a predicted model, not a curated record
UAAAUAUACUUUAUUUUUGAUUUGCUAAAAUUGUGGGAAUGUUAUUAAGGUGUAAGAUAAGCUAUAUAUUUCCAUAUAUACCUAGCUAUUUACAAGCGAGGUAUAGAGAUAGCUCUUUGGUUCUUGGAAAACUUACAAUGUUUCUAUAAGUUUUCACAGAAAAUUAUUUAUAUUUAUAAUUUUAGCUAUAACUACAUAUUCAUGAACAAUUGAAUUAUAAAUAUUUUAUGAAGGCUUGUUGUAAAAUUAGAAGGAUGUGAGCUUAAAGAAGAAUACAAUCUUGUGGAAUAAGCAUGGCCUCAGUGCCUACACAAAACGUAUGGAUACCUCGGCUCCAGUCACAAAGGGAAAUGACGAUUGAGGAAAUAGAAGUUGAUAAGUACUAUCGCAACAUUCGAAGCAUACUUAACAAGAUCACUCCACAAAAGUUUAAAAAACUUUUGCAUAGUCUUACUAAUCUCGAUAUUGACACUGACUUCAAGAUGGAGAAAUUAGCAGAAUUUAUUAUUGUGAAAGCUGUUGAUGAACCACUGUAUGGUAAAGUAUAUGCAAGGAUGUGCUCAUACUUAAUAAAUCAUAUGAAAGAGAAGAACAGUACUAGAAGUGUUGAUUGCUUCAAAAAGUAUCUGCUUGAUGGUUGUCAGAAGUUUUUCAUGAAAAUUAUAGAGUGCCAAGAAGAUGUAAACGUUCCUGGUAAUGAAUCUUGGUAUAAGGAAUUUGUAAAUCGUCAAGAAAUGUUUGGAAGUGUGAUGUUCAUUGGAGAAUUGUAUAAAACAAAGGUAAUAUCUGGACUUGCGAUGCACGAUUACGUUAUGUUACUUUUAAAAAAAGAAAACACUCGGAAGUUGGAAUUGAAACUAGAAUGUCUGUGUAAACUUUUACGCACGAUAGGUUUUCAUUUGGAAAAUGAAAUGCAAAAGAAGGACGAGAUGGAUACAUAUUUCACUGAGAUAGAACGACUUCGUAAUCAUCACAUAUUCUGUUCUCGUGUCAAAUUUGCCUUGCUUGAUUUAUGUGAACUUAGGGCGAACAACUGGUGCGACAGAAGAACGCGAGAAGUUCCGACCACUAUUGAUCAAAUACAUUCUCAGCACGGUGGAUAAAACGUGAAAAAAAGAACAGCGAUUAUUUAAAUCAACAACCCAAAUGUGCGCACUGCAGCACUUCCUAUCUGAAGAUGCGUAACAGCUUGACAGAAGUGAUGUCGAACUCGUUUCAUAUUUUUAUAUAUUACUAUGCAUUUUUACAGUUGCACUUAUGCUGGACUGGAAGUAUCUACGCACUGUUUUUGUUGUAAUUAUAAACCAUCAUCGAAAAUAUAUAAUUAUAUAACAAAGGAGAGACA